This is a messenger RNA of Propithecus coquereli (Coquerel's sifaka), 5093 nucleotides long. It is a transcript of the gene LATS2, whose product is annotated as large tumor suppressor kinase 2. Gene Ontology annotation, cellular component: spindle pole; nucleus. Bases 44 to 3265 code for a protein of 1073 amino acids. Gene Ontology annotation, molecular function: protein serine/threonine kinase activity; ATP binding; protein binding. The transcript has 7 exons. The record is from RefSeq and is a predicted model, not a curated record. Lineage: Eukaryota; Metazoa; Chordata; Mammalia; Primates; Indriidae. Gene Ontology annotation, biological process: positive regulation of apoptotic process; peptidyl-serine phosphorylation; hippo signaling.
UUUAAGAAGAUUGUAUUUAUGGUAAAAGGAGACUGGACUAACAAUGAGGCCAAAGACUUUUCCUGCCACGACUUAUUCUGGAAAUAGCCGGCAGCGACUGCAAGAGAUUCGAGAGGGGUUAAAGCAACCAUCCAAGUCUUCGGCUCAGGGGUUACCUGUGGGACCAAACAGUGACACUUCCCUGGAUGCCAAAGUCCUGGGGAGCAAGGAUGCUGCCAGGCAGCAGCAGAUGAGAGCCACCCCCAAGUUUGGACCUUAUCAGAAAGCGUUGAGGGAAAUCAGAUAUUCCUUGUUGCCUUUUGCUAACGAAUCGGGCACUUCUGCAGCUGCGGAAGUCAACCGGCAGAUGCUACAGGAGCUGGUGAACGCAGGAUGUGACCAGGAGAUGGCGGGCAGAGCGCUCAAGCAAACCGGCAGCAGGAGCAUCGAGGCCGCCCUGGAGUACAUCAGCAAGAUGGGCUACCUGGACCCGAGGAACGAGCAGAUCGUGCGGGUCAUUAAGCAGACCUCCCCAGGAAAGGGCCUCGUGCCAGCCCCUGUGACGCGGAGGCCCAGCUUCGAAGGAACCAGCGACUCCUUCCCGUCCUACCACCAGCUGAGCGGUGCGGCCUACGAGGGGCCCGGCUUCGUCGCCGACAGCCCCGCGGCCCUGGAGGAGGUGCCACGGCAGUACAUGGACUUCCUCUUCCCCGGGGUCGCGCCCCACGGCGUGCCUGGCCACCAGCACCAGCCCAAGGGCUACGGCGCCGGCGCGGAGGCGGCGCACUUCCCGCCGCAGGGCCCGCACUACGGGCGGCCGCACCUGCUGGUGCAGGGGGAGCCCCUGGGCUACGGCGUGCAGCGCAGCCCCUCCUUCCAGAGCAAGACGCCGCCCGAGGCGGGGGGCUACGCCAGCCUGCCUGCCAAGGGCCAGGGCGGCCCCCCGAGUGCCGGCCUCGCCUUCCCGCCCGCUGCCGCGGGGCUGUACGUGCCGCACGCGCACCACAAGCAGGCCGGCCCCGCCGCCCUCCAGCUGCACGUGAUGGGCUCCCGCGGCCUGGUGUUCGCUGGCGACAGCCCCCCGCAGAGCCUGCUGGCCCCCUCCCGCAACAGCCUCAACGUGGACCUGUACGACCCGGGCGGCGCCGCGGCCCAGCCGUGGCCGGCCGCCACCCUGGCCCGCCGGGACUCCCUGCAGAAGCCGGGCCUGGAGGCGCCGCCGCGCCAGCACGUGGCCUUCCGGCCCGACGGCCCGGUGCCCAGCAGGACCGACUCCUUCAACAGCCACCAGCCGCGGGCCGGCCCUCCCGGCAAGGCGGAGCCCUCGCUGCCCGCCCCCAACACCGUCACGGCCGUCACGGCCGCCCACAUCCUGCACCCGGUGAAGAGCGUGCGGGUGCUGCGGCCCGAGCCGCAGACGGCCGUGGGGCCGUCCCACCCCGCCUGGGUGCCCGCGCCCGCGCCGGCCGGGGACGGCCUGGACGCCAAGGACGAGCUCGGCCUGGCGCUGGGCUGCGCCGGCGCCUGCCCGCUGGACGUGGAGUACGGCGGCCCGGAGCGCAGGUGCCCGCCGCCGCCCUACCCGAAGCACCUGCUGCUGCGCAGCAAGUCGGAGCAGUUCGACCUGGACAGCCUGUGCGCGGGCGUGGAGCAGGGCCUGCGCGGGGGCCCCGAGCCCGGCGACAAGAGCCACAAGAGCGCCAAGGGGGACAAGGGCGGGAAGGAUAAGAAGCAGAUCCAGACGUCCCCCGUUCCCGUCCGCAAAAACAGCAGAGACGAGGAGAAGAGGGAGUCGCGCAUCAAGAGCUACUCGCCAUACGCCUUCAAGUUCUUCAUGGAGCAGCACGUGGAGAACGUCAUAAAAACCUACCAGCAGAAGGUCAACCGGAGGUUGCAGCUGGAGCAGGAAAUGGCCAAAGCUGGGCUCUGUGAAGCUGAGCAGGAGCAGAUGAGGAAGAUCCUCUACCAGAAGGAGUCUAAUUACAACAGGCUGAAGAGGGCCAAGAUGGACAAGUCUAUGUUUGUGAAAAUCAAAACCCUGGGGAUCGGCGCCUUUGGAGAAGUGUGCCUUGCCUGUAAGGUGGACACGCACGCCCUGUAUGCCAUGAAGACGCUGAGGAAGAAGGACGUCCUGAACCGGAAUCAGGUGGCCCACGUCAAGGCUGAGAGGGACAUCCUGGCCGAGGCAGACAACGAGUGGGUGGUUAAACUCUACUACUCCUUCCAGGACAAAGACAGCCUGUACUUUGUGAUGGACUACAUCCCGGGCGGGGACAUGAUGAGCCUGCUGAUCCGGAUGGAGGUCUUCCCCGAGCACCUCGCCCGGUUCUACAUCGCAGAGCUGACUUUGGCCAUCGAGAGCGUCCAUAAGAUGGGCUUCAUCCACCGAGACAUCAAGCCCGACAACAUUUUGAUAGAUCUGGAUGGUCACAUCAAACUCACAGAUUUUGGCCUGUGCACUGGGUUCAGGUGGACUCACAAUUCCAAAUACUAUCAGAAAGGGAACCACGUCAGACAGGACAGCAUGGAGCCCAGCGACCUCUGGGACGACGUGUCCAACUGUCGGUGUGGAGACAGGCUGAAGACCCUGGAGCAGAGGGCGCGGAAGCAGCACCAGCGGUGCCUGGCGCAUUCCCUGGUGGGGACCCCGAACUACAUCGCGCCUGAGGUGCUCCUCCGCAAAGGGUACACUCAGCUUUGUGACUGGUGGAGCGUCGGAGUGAUUCUCUUCGAGAUGCUGGUGGGACAACCACCCUUUUUGGCACCGACUCCCACAGAAACCCAACUGAAGGUGAUAAACUGGGAGAACACGCUCCACAUUCCCGCCCAGGUCAAGCUGAGCCCCGAGGCCAGGGACCUCAUCACCAAGCUGUGCUGCGCCGCGGACCACCGGCUGGGCCGGGACGGGGCGGACGACCUGAAGGCCCACUCGUUCUUCAGCGCCAUCGACUUCUCCAGCGACAUCCGGAAGCAGCCAGCGCCCUACGUUCCCACGAUCAGCCACCCCAUGGACACCUCGAACUUUGACCCCGUGGAUGAAGAAAGCCCUUGGAAUGACGCUAGCGAAGGCAGCGCCAAGGCCUGGGACACGCUCACCUCCCCCAGCACCAAGCACCCCGAGCACGCGUUCUACGAGUUCACUUUCCGAAGGUUCUUUGACGACAACGGCUACCCCUUUAGAUGCCCGAAGCCUUCCGGAGCCGAAGCUUCACAGUCCGAGAGCGCAGACGUAGAAAGCCCCCGUCUGGCGGACCAGACCGAGGGCUGCCAGCCGGUGUACGUGUAGGUGGCGAGGGCAGCCCCGCCACGCGCGUCCUGGGCCGGCGCCCGGCUGGUGCCCAGGCCCGUGUGGACGCUCAGGGCGGCUUUGUUUUCAGUUCGUCCGUUGAUUUCGUCACUUGAAAUUCUGGCCUUCACCAGGAAUAAACCCAAAACGGUCCAGAUGCUUGUUACAAAAGGACUCGGCACUGCUUCGAAUUGGCUUUUGAGGACCUUCUCGCAUUAAAACGAUAUUUUUAAAAACUUAGUACAGUUUAGAAAGAGCACUUAUUUUGUUUAUAUCCAUUUUUUCUUAUACUAAAUUAUAGGGAUUAACUUUGACAAAUCAUGCUGCUGUUGUUUUCUACAUUUGUAUUUUAUCCAUAGCACUUACUCACAUUUAGGAAAAGAAAACUGAAGAACAUGUGAUAAGAAAUCUCUGUGCAAUAAUGUAAAAAAAAGAUAACACUCUGCUCAGAUGUCACGGAGACCAUUUUAUCCACACGAUGGUUUUUGUCUUGUAUUUUUUCCCACAUUUCAAAAUUGUGAUAUAAUGUUAAAAGCUGCUCUCUUUUUUUUGGCUUUUUGCAUAUUAUAUAGUAUAAUAGACAGUGUGAGCAAGGUGAUGAUGUGGUGUGAUUUCAGGUGUCUGGUGUGUGGAGAGUACUGCAUGAGCAGGGUUUUUCUAUUAUAAAAUUACCGUAUCUUGCCGUUCACAGCAGGUCCUGUGAAUACGUUUUUACCGAGUGUCUUUAAAUGAGGUGUUCCAGACAGUGUGCUGAUAACGUAUCGUGUGGGUGACUUCCUUGCUAUGAUUGUAUCCUUUAUUUUGUUUUGUUAAAGAAAUGCAGAUGUGUAACUGAGAAGUGAUUUUUUGUGUGUGUGUGUCUUGGGUAUGAUUAGAUUCUUUGCGGGGGCGGGGGGUAAACCUGAACAUUUGUCAUAUACUAAACUUAUAUACAUCAAAAGGGAUUAAUUUAGCUAUGCCCCAAAACUGUAAGUUAACGAUGUGUGUCCUUUUCUCUCGUCAGUAUGCUCUUUCACCCUUGGUAUAGCUGGUAUGUGGAAUUCGGUAGCUCUGACCUUACUACUUAACCUUUUACCAACAGACUGCCCACACUGAAAGGUUAAUGAACGUUUUUCCUCCUGUCGUCUUGGACAGCUAGUAUGUUACCGUGACGAAAUUGAGUAAUCUAAUGGUUCUUUACAUUUUUUUAGUGUGCUUUGAAGUGUCAGAUCUUAACUUGGUUUAAACAAUACAUUUUGCUAACUUUUGUAAAAAAGCAAAGAUUCUUCAAAGUGACAUUGGAAUAAAAAAAUAAGCCAUACGUAUUUUCUUAGAAGUAUAGGUGUAUAUACAUACUACAUAGAUAAACACAAAAUAUUCCUUAUUUCAAAUUAGUAUGAUUCCUAUUUAAAGUGAUUUAUAUUUGAGUAAAAUGUUCAAUUUCUUUUUUGCCUUUUAAAAAAUCUGAUGCAUCAUAUUUUUCAUUAUAUUAUUCCACAUAUUUUUCCUUGAAGUUCUUAGCAUAAUGUAUCCAUUAUUUAGUAUAUAUCUAGGCAACCACACUUACAAGUUUAUCAGUGUCUAAACUAAAAAGAAAAAAAAAAGAUUCCUGUGUACCGGUUUACAUUUGUAUGAAUGGCAUAUUCUGAAGUCUGCUGUGCUUGUAAUCGUGACUGUCAGUAUUUUCGCUCUUUUAUAGUAAUGCCAUGUUGUUAUUUACAGCGCUCUGACAUACUUUCAUGUGGUAGGUUCUUUCUCAGGAACUCAUUUUAACUAUUAUUUAUUGAUAUAUCAUUGCCUUUGAAAAGCUUCUACUGGCACAAUUUAUUAUUAAAAUUUUGAAUCCAAA